This is a messenger RNA of Sporothrix brasiliensis 5110, 510 nucleotides long. RefSeq lists its product as uncharacterized. The record is from RefSeq and is a predicted model, not a curated record. Gene Ontology annotation, biological process: mitotic sister chromatid cohesion. Gene Ontology annotation, cellular component: Ctf18 RFC-like complex. The transcript has a single exon. Bases 1 to 510 code for a protein of 169 amino acids. NCBI's taxonomy places the organism in Eukaryota, Fungi, Ascomycota, Sordariomycetes, Ophiostomatales, Ophiostomataceae.
AUGGACAAUCAGUCAUCCACCGUCACAAUUCACCCACGGACUCCAGGUGCCUCUGCAGGUACCGCAGUGCCCGACGCCCUGCCUCCAGUUUUGCAGACACCAGCUGGCCUUGCCCUCCUGGAGCUCCAGGGCACAAUAAACCUGCCGGAAGCACCAAGAGGUGACGAGGAUGAGGAGGGCCAAGGCGGCCAAGAACACUCUGUGGCUGGACCACACGCACAAACAGUCCCUAUUGGCCGCCUCGACUUUCCCGACUACGACCCGUCGGCAGGGGCUGACAGCACAGGUUGGAUGCGUCGUGUCCACCUCUACGUUGGUCCACAUCAGCGUCUCACGGGCGAGGUCAAGAAGCUCCCACGACCACUGGCUGUUGUAAGGAGGAAACAGCAGCAAAAGGACUCUGCGGACAGGGCCGCGCUGAACGAAACCGAUCUCGAGGUCGUCGAGGUGGUCUACUACAAGCUGCUCUUUUCACAGCGACCCGAACCCAUGACGGCGACGUCGUUUUAG